Molecule: messenger RNA, 1919 nt
Organism: Telopea speciosissima
Lineage: Eukaryota; Viridiplantae; Streptophyta; Magnoliopsida; Proteales; Proteaceae
Product: transcription factor TGA9-like
Exons: 12
Coding region: 443-1717 (424 amino acids)
Biological process (GO): regulation of DNA-templated transcription; DNA-templated transcription
Molecular function (GO): DNA-binding transcription factor activity; sequence-specific DNA binding
Source: RefSeq, a predicted model, not a curated record
CAUUAUUCAUUUUCCAUAUAGUUCAUUUCUGUAAUUUUCUUCUGUGUGACUGUGAGUUCUUAAAAUCUCUGAAGAGCCCAUCCAAGAGCCAAUGGAAUAGCACAGUUGAUUUAAGAAGAGAGUGGAGUAGGAGUCAGUGAUUCUAGUGGUUUCCUGCCAAAGAUCAUACCUUUCCCUUUUCAUUUGUUUAUUUUGGUUUUUUUUUCUCGUCUUUUUCUUUUCAAAAACUCCUACCAAAUCCCCUGUAAGACAAGUUUGCAAGGACAAGAUCUUCUGUACCAUUGAUGAGUUUCGUAUCUGAAAAUAUUUACUGCAGAGUAAUCAACAAGGAUCUGCGUUUGAUUUUGGAGAGUUGGAAGAGGCCAUCGUUCUUCAAGGAGUUAAGCUUGGUGAUGAAUCCAAAAAACCUUUUUUCAUAAACAGGCCCGCUGCUACUCUGGAGAUGUUCCCAUCAUGGCCAAUGAGAUUCCAGCAAACUUCAAGAGGAAGUUCAAAGUCAGGAGGAGAGAGUAGUGAUUCAGGGUCUGCUCAGAAUACUCUUUCUUAUAAAGCAGAUGCUCAGUUUGAACCAGAAUCUUCUAUCACAAACAAGGCAACGGAUCAGUCUCUUGAUCAGAAGCAGUUCCAGCAACAACAGCAAGUAGAGAUGGCAAGUGAUAACUCCAGAAUAGGACCAAUACCAAAUCAACAAGCCAAGCCACUGGAAAAGAGGAAGGUUGCGGGUUCAACUUCAGAGAAAAUCCUUGAUGCAAAGACGCUGAGACGUUUAGCCCAGAACAGAGAAGCAGCAAGGAAGAGCCGACUGAGAAAAAAGGCUUAUGUGCAGCAACUAGAAUCUAGUAGGAUAAAGCUUACUCAACUAGAACAAGAUCUUCAAAGAGCCAGAGCUCAGGGUCUGUUCUUAGGAGGAGGAGGUGGUAAUGGUGUUAUUACAGGUGGAAACAUCAGCUCCGCUGCGGCAAUGUUCGAAAUGGAAUAUGGGAGAUGGUUAGAGGAUGACCAGAGGCACAUGUCGGAGCUCCGGACAGGUUUGCAGGCUCACCUAUCUGACGGCGACCUCAGGUUGAUAGUGGAUAGAUAUCUAUCUCAUUAUGACGAGAUCUUUGGGCUUAAGGGCAUUGCCGCCAAAUCCGAUGUCUUCCAUCUUGUCACCGGAAUGUGGACAACUCCGGCGGAACGUUGCUUCCUCUGGAUGGGUGGUUUCCGCCCCUCGGAACUCAUUAAGAUAUUGAUGCCACAGUUGGAGACAUUGACGGAGCAGCAGGUGGUGGGGAUAUACGGUUUGCAACACUCGUCGCAGCAAGCAGAGGAGGCGUUGACGCAAGGGAUGGAACAGCUCCAGCAAUCCCUCGCUGACACUAUCGCCUCUGGCCCUCUCUCUCUCGGCGACGGAACCACCACCAACAUCAAUUCUAACAACAACAACGUGGGCAACUAUAUGAGCCAAAUGGCACUCGCUCUCGCCAAACUCUCCAAUCUCGAAGGCUUUGUCCGCCAGGCUGAUAAUUUGAGACAGCAAACACUUCACCAGAUACGUCGAAUUCUAACUGUUCGACAGGCGGCACGAUGUUUUUUGGCAAUCGGCGAGUAUUACAACCGGUUACGAGCUCUUAGUUCCCUCUGGGCAACCCGUCCUCGAGAGGAUGAUAGCUCCUGCCAAACAACCACAGAGUUGCAGAUGGUCCAACCUACCCACCCUCAUUUUUCAAACUACUGAUCAAGACCCUAAUGAGAAGAAAAUUGCCUGUUUGAGCAAGCAAAGCAACCGGGAAGUCUCCUUGUCUACCUCAUUGCCAUUGGAUUUCAUCAGAAAAGAGAGAGAGAGAGAGAGAGUUGUUUCUUCUUGUCUUUUUUACGUUCCUCUUGUUCCCCUUUUUUAUUUUAAUGUUUUUUAGUAAUUUCAUUAUAAAAUGUUAGCA